GCCCCGCCCAGCCCCGGAGGCUCGCGCCCCGCGCCCCGACUGGCCCUGCGCGCCGCGCGGAGACCAGCGCGCGCCGUGGGCGGGGCAGGCGCCAGGGGGUGCGGGCCCCGCGGGCGGCCAUGGAGUGAGGCGGCGCGUGGACUCGCGCUCGGACGGACGGACGCACGGACGGGCGGCCCCGGGCUCCGCACGCUGGAAAAUGAACAGAGCAGAUUCACCCAAACCACCACUUGCUCCCAAGCCAAAGACUGCCAGUCCUCUCACGCCAGUAACGGCACCUAAAUUCCCCUCAGCCCGGCCUGAGAGUCUCCACAGUCCCAACUCCAUGUCUAGGGGGCCAAAACCCCCCAUCGCCCCAAAACCCAGGCUGGCUACCCCCAGCGAGUGGAGGGCCAGUGUCUACAUGAUCAACAGCUUGAACAAAUGCAGCAACGGGAAGCUGCCUUGUGUGGACAAAGGGCUCUGCGAGGAGCAGCGCUCCAACCCGGAAUGCUCCGAGUCCGAGGCGGACGAGGAUUACAUCCUGGCCCCUGGGGCUGUGCCCCAAGAGGAUGGACCCAGGGCUGGGGGCUCUGCAGAGGACAAAGUCUCGGUGCCUCUGGAGGCCAGUGGGGAGGAGACAGGCCAGGAAGGAGGCAAGGAGUGUGAGCAGGAGGGGAAAGCAACUGCAGAAGACUUGGUCAGCCCAGCUGAAGCGGUGCAGAGUGGAGAGAGUGAUGAAGACCUCAUGCCUGAGUUCGAGGGGGCAGAGGAGCAGAGGUUCAUGGCUGAGGAGGAAGCGAAGCUGGUAGAAGAAUACAGCGAGUGCAUCCUGGAGGAUGGGGGUCCUCGGGAUGGAGAGGCAGCCUUUCUGAGCAAUAUGUCGUUAUUGGACCUCCACGUAGAGGAUCCAGCAGCUCGUGAUGAGGAGCCCGGGACCCCUGGCGAGGCAGAGGAGGAUGGCGAGGAAAGCUGUGCCAACGCAGAACCUGGGGCGCUGGAUGCAUGCCUGGACUCCAACAGCCCCAUCGAGAGGGAUGCAGAAGAUGCCGCAGAGGAGCCCCUGGAAGAUGAGGGGUUGGUCACAGGUAUCCCAGAAGCAGAGGCGGCCACACUCAGCCCUGAAACCUCCUUGGAGGUGUGUGGAGAUACCCCAGGCAGUGGCGGCCAAGAUGCUGAUGAUGAGCCAUGUGACCCAGAAGAAACUGCAGCCCUGGCCCAGGAGGCAGGAGGAAACCCUGGAGGAGAUGAGGACGCCGUGCCAGAUGAAGCAGCAGAGGAGAGCUGCCAGAUCAUUCCUUUUGAGAGCGACUGUCUGGAUGACUUUGUGGCUCCACUCUCAGAAAGUCCCUAUGAGUUCUUCCCAACCGAGAGCACCUCCUUCUGCAGCGAAAGCUCCACUCCUCUUCCUGAGUCGGUGGAAGGCCCAGAGUCAGAGCAGGUACUGCAGUCGGGCCAGCAGGCAGAGCAGGACCCAGGGGCUGGGGCUGGCUGUGGCCAGCAUGGCUCCCGGCCCAGUGGUGCUGAGGAGAGGCCCUGUGUCCCCAAUGUGGUGGUCCUGUCAGAGGAUGAGGACGCUCUGGAUGAUGCACUCACCAACCCCUAUGAGAUGGGAGUGGGCCUGGUGUGCAGGGCAGACCAGGGGGAUGGGGCAAUGUUGGAGGCACAGGCUUCGUUGGAUGCACCCAGUGGCUAUGACGUGAAGGACGAAGUGAGCUCCGAUGCUGAGGGUGGCUCACUUCCCGUUGACAGGAAGAACGUCAUUGUGAGGGCCAGGCCCCACUCCGGGAAGGUAGCUGGCUAUGUCCCAGAAACUGUCCCAGAAGAAACAGGGCCAGAAGCUGGCUCAUCAGCAGUUGGUGUCGCAGGUGCCACCCAGGAGGCAAGGAAGACGGUCCUGCCAUUGGAGGGGAAGCCGCUAGACGUCAGCAGGGCCUUGCCCGCCAAGCCCAGAGCCUUCACUUUGUACCCUCGGUCAUUCUCCGUGGAAGGCCGAGAGAUUCCCAUGUCCCUGUACCGGGAGCCCGAGGCAUGCAGCCUAGACGACCACAGGAUCAAGAGGAAGGACGACAACCUCUCCCUGCCCUGUAUGAUUGGCUCCUCUGGCAGCUUCUCCCAGAGGGGCCACCUACCGUCAAGCGGCACCUCCACCCCAUCUUCUGUGGUCGACAUCCCACCCCCUUUUGACCUGGCCUGCAUCACCAAAAAGCCCAUCACGAAGAGCUCACCCUCGCUCCUGGUGGAGAGCGAGCCCCUGGACAAGCACAGCAAGAAGAAGAAGCCGUCCUUUAAACGGUUCCUGGCACUGACAUUUAAGAAGAAGACAGAUAGCAAGGUGCAUGUGGACGUCAACGUGUCCUCGUCCAGGUCUUCCUCAGAGUCCAGCUACCAUGGCCCAGCCCGGCUCCUGGAGAUGGACCGGAGGAGCCUCAGCAACUCGCCUCAACUCAGGGCGCGGACAGGCAAGCCCCGGGCUUGUGACUCGCCCUCCUCCCUCAUCUUCUACAGGGACGGCAAGAGGAAGGGCGUGCCCUUCAGCAGGACGGUGUCCAGGGUGGAGUCCUUCGAGGACCGCUCCCGGCCGCCCUUUCUGCCCCUGCCCCUGACCAAGCCGCGCUCCAUCUCUUUCCCCAACGCUGACACCUCGGACUACGAGAACAUUCCAGCCAUGAACUCGGACUAUGAAAACAUCCAGCUCCCACCCCGGAGGCCCGCAAGGGCCGGCACGUUUACAAAGCUGUUUGAAGAGCAGAGCAGAGCCCUGUCUGCGGCCAAUGAGAAUGAUGGCUACGUGGACAUGAGCAGCUUCAAUGCCUUUGAGAGCAAACCACAGAGUGCAGACCAGGAGGCAGAAAGCGCCUACACGGAGCCCUACAAGGUCUGCCCCAUCUCAGCAGCAGCCCCCAAGGAGGACCUCACGUCGGAUGACGAGCAAGGAAGCUCAGAGGAGGACACUGCUCCAAGAGACCCUAGCCUCACCCAAAAGGUGGAAGGACAGUCCAGAGCCCAUGUCAUCGCACAGGAACUGCUGUCUUCGGAGAAAGUAUACGUGGAGAUGCUCCAGCACUUACACUUGGAUUUCUAUGGAGCUGUCACGGGGGCCUUGGAUGAGACAGACCAAGAAGGCAAGGAUGUGCCAGCCAGGGAGGAGCUGAGACGUGGCCUGAGUGAACUCCCAGCCAUCCGCGACCUUCACCAGGGGAUCCUGGAGGAGCUGGAGGAGAGGUUGUUGCACUGGGAUGGCCAACAGAAGGUGGCUGAUGUCUUCCUGGCCCGGGAGCAAGGGUUUGACCACCACGCCACUCACAUCCUGCAGUUCGACAGGUCCCUGAGUCUGCUGAGUGAGAGCUGUCUCCACUGCCCCCGGCUCUCAGCUGCCGUCCGUGAAUUUGAGCAGAGUCAGCAAGGAGGCGGCCAGAACGUGAAGCACCAGCUGCUGAGGGUGGUUCAGCGCCUCUUCCAGUACCAAGUGCUCCUCACAGAUUAUUUAAACAACCUUUGCCCAGACUCAGCUGAGUACGAUGAUACGCAGGGUGCACUGAGCCUCAUCUCCAAAGUCACAGACCAUGCCAACGACAGCAUGGAGCAAGGGGAAAAUCUACAGAAGCUGGUCCACAUUGAGCACAGCGUUCGGGGCCAAGGGGACCUCUUCCAGCCAGGAAGGGAGUUUCUGAAGGAAGGGACACUGAUGAAAGUAACAGGGAAAAACAGACGCCCCCGGCACCUGUUCCUGAUGAGUGACGUGCUUCUGUACACGUAUCCCCAGAAGGAUGGCAAGUACCGGCUGAAGAACACCUUGGCGGUGGCCAGCAUGAAGGUCAGCCGCCCUGUGAUGGAGAAAGUGCCCUAUGCCCUGAAGAUCGAGACUUCUGAGUCCUGCCUGACUCUGUCUGCAAGCUCCUGUGCAGAAAGGGAUGAGUGGCACAGCUGUCUGAGCAGAGCCCUCCCUGAGGACUACAAGGCCCAGGCUCUGGCUGCCUUCCAGCACAGUGUGGAGAUACGGGAGAGGCUGGGGGUAAGCCUGGGGGAGAGGCCUCCCACCCUGGUGCCCGUCACACACGUUAUGAUGUGCAUGAACUGCGGCUGUGACUUCUCCCUCACCCUGAGGCGCCACCAUUGCCAUGCGUGUGGCAAGAUUGUUUGCCGGAACUGUUCGAGGAAUAAGUACCCCUUGAAGUACCUCAAGGACCGCAUGGCCAAGGUCUGUGAUGGCUGUUAUGCAGAGCUGAAGAAGAGGGGUGGGGACAUCCCAGGCCUGAUGAAAGAGCGGCCCGUGAGCAUGAGCUUCCCGCUGUCCUCCCCCCGCUUCUCGAGCAGCGCCUUCUCAUCAGUCUUCCACAGCAUCAACCCCUCGGCCUUUAAGAAGCAGAAGAAGGUCUCUUCGGCCCUGACAGAGGUGGCUGCCUCUGGAGAAGGCUGCACCAUCAGUGGCUACCUCAGCCGGUGUAAGAAGGGCAAGAGGCACUGGAAGAAGCUCUGGUUUGUCAUCAAGGGCAAAGUGCUCUACACCUACAUGGCCAGCGAGGACACAGCAGCCAUGGAGAGCAUACCCCUGCUAGGUUUCACCAUUGCUCCAGAAAAGGAGGAGGGCAGCAGUGAAGUAGGACCUAUUUUUCACCUUUACCACAAGAAAACCCUAUUUUAUAGCUUCAAAGCAGAGGAUACCAAGUCAGCUCAGAGGUGGAUUGAGGCCAUGGAAGAUGCCAGUGUGUUAUAGCAGUUGCCAACCAUGUGGACUCAAAGUACACUCUUAGGUUGAUAUGUGGACCCUUCCAGAAGCCAGUCCGUGUCUCCGCUCGACCAGACACAUCUGGAUUCAGCACGGGGCCUGCCGUUUUUUGCUGUAACCCCGUUGCUUAACACCUUCACAGGUGGAACCCUUUAGGGAUAUUUAUGGACCUUUUCUGUCUUUGUGUUUUCCAUCCCCCACCCCCACCCCUGGCAUAAACUAUUUCCUUUUCCAGUAGCCAGUUGAAAUUUAGUAACGUGAAGACAUGGAACCAAUAGAAGAGUACAUUUUAGAAAAGCAGGCUUUUUAGUGGAAACAAGUUUUUAUGGUUUUUACUCCUGGUAAACGUGAUCACCUUUCAUAUUGCUGACGCCAGUGCCUCAGGUGAAAUGAGAAACAACCGGUAACUAACAGCAACUCUCAUCAAAAGCACUUUAUUGUUUUACUGAGCAAGAACCUCCAGUUUUAUGUUUGCCAAGUGAUUUACUGAGGUCAACAGUAGAGGGCGUCCUGUGGACUAAUUGCCACCAGCGCUCAAGAGGGGCGUCCAUCCAGAUGGUUUGUGCAAACCCUUCUGUGGCUCCAGCAAGCACCAUGGAGACCAUCCUCCUUCUGGCUGCGCAGGAGCAGAAGGGAGGACUCGGUCCUACCAAUGGCUUGGCCUGUGGGCCACACGACUGCCUAAAGGAGUGGCUCCCCCUCCCCACAACGGCCCCAGCACCACACCUGUGCUGACAGAUCCGGCCUCCACCCUGGAGGUCACUGCACACCCUCCGAAGAGACAGGGUCUGCUUUAAUUUAUUGUGUGCCUUCCUGAGUUCACCCCAAGGUUAUGCUUAUGAGGAUUGUCCUUGCUUUCGACACAGUGAUCCUUCUGCUGUAUUAUUGAAGCCUUGAAAGAGAUAAAAAGAGAGAGAACAAGACAGAAUCAGAAGGUGAAUCUGUGGUCAUGGCCAGUGGCUCUGAACACAGGAAGGGAGCACAGAAGCAGUGGCUGAAGAUUCUUUCUGGGUUCCUGGGGCUCAGUCACCUUCCGCUGAGGACUGCUGCUCACAAUGCCAUACGUGUUUUUACAUGAAGCGGAGUGGUAGGGGGAUUCCUUGUUACUCUUGUCAAAAUAAAAAAACAAUCAUAGCAUUUUCUGAUGUCCUGUCCCCAUCUUUCUGCUGCCCUCUUCCCUAAAAAAGGCAUUUGCUGGAGUUUCCUUGUGGCGCAGCAGGUUAAGGAUAUGGCAUUGUCAGCGCAGCAGCUUGGAUUGCUGCUGUUGCACAGGUUCAAUCCCUGGCCCAGGAAUUUACACAUGCUGUGGAAGAGGCAAAAAAAAAAAGGCAGUUGCUAACAAACCUUUUGUAAAGAG
Messenger RNA from Phacochoerus africanus (Common warthog), 6065 nucleotides. RefSeq names its product FYVE, RhoGEF and PH domain containing 5 (gene FGD5). NCBI's taxonomy places the organism in Eukaryota, Metazoa, Chordata, Mammalia, Artiodactyla, Suidae. Bases 200 to 4696 code for a protein of 1498 amino acids. The record is from RefSeq and is a predicted model, not a curated record. Gene Ontology annotation, molecular function: metal ion binding; guanyl-nucleotide exchange factor activity. Gene Ontology annotation, cellular component: cytoplasm. The transcript has 21 exons.